Messenger RNA from Drosophila kikkawai, 666 nucleotides. RefSeq names its product Small ubiquitin like modifier (gene Sumo). Gene Ontology annotation, biological process: protein sumoylation. The record is from RefSeq and is a predicted model, not a curated record. Gene Ontology annotation, cellular component: nucleus. Lineage: Eukaryota; Metazoa; Arthropoda; Insecta; Diptera; Drosophilidae. Gene Ontology annotation, molecular function: protein tag activity; ubiquitin-like protein ligase binding.
CACACAUAUCGAUGGUACCAGCUCCCGUCGAUAGUGUCAUCUUUUGACAACCAUUUUGGCGUGUGCUGAACGAAGCCGACGAAAAAAUUAACAGCAAGCAUCCGAGGAGCAAGCGCUAAAAGAAGCAGCACGCCGGGUAUCACACCAACAAAACUUUAAGGGGCAAGCUCGAAGCAAAUACAACAAAAAAGAAACAUGUCUGACGAAAAGAAAGGCGGAGAGACGGAGCACAUUAACUUGAAGGUUCUCGGACAGGACAAUGCCGUCGUCCAAUUUAAGAUAAAGAAGCACACACCAUUGCGAAAACUGAUGAACGCUUAUUGCGACCGUGCCGGACUCUCCAUGCAGGUGGUGCGCUUCCGUUUCGACGGCCAGCCCAUCAACGAGAACGACACUCCGACCUCGCUGGAGAUGGAGGAAGGCGACACCAUCGAGGUAUAUCAGCAGCAGACUGGCGGCGCUCAUUAAAUAUACUUAGUUAAGCUACCUAAUAACAAAAAACACAGGGUUUUACUACCCACAAAACAAGAAGUAACAACAGAAGAGGAAACAAUUGUAACAAGAGUACGCUCUGUACUUGAGAAACAUUUUUCUGUACACAAAACAAAACAUCCGCAAAUAAACACUAUUGUACGAAAUGGAAAAUAAAGCAUUUUAUAAACUAUA